This is a messenger RNA of Clonostachys solani, 1569 nucleotides long. Lineage: Eukaryota; Fungi; Ascomycota; Sordariomycetes; Hypocreales; Bionectriaceae. The record is from the annotation of a GenBank genome assembly.
AUGUUGCGUCGGCUCCUCUUUACAAUUCCCACUGCGAUUGCUAUUCUCGCCAUUGUGCUGUAUCCAAAGCUUAGCCCAACAGCUGAAACAGCUGAACCAAUCGUGAGAGUCCACGGUCGGAAAAACACGGUGCUAUUCCUGACGACCGAAGCCACUGGCCUGUCCAACGUCCAUCUUUCAGCCGCUUCGGCGUUGCUUGAGCACUACCCCGAUGUUGAGGUGCACUACGCAUCCUUCCCCAAACUGGCUUCAAGAAUCUCGCGAAUUUCAGCUGCCGCAAUAGCAUCAAACCCCUCAGCAAAGCCAAUCCAAUGGCAUGAAAUACCAGGGCCGACAUUUCUAUCCGAGUUUGAGAAGCACUUCGGCGAUGUCGAAGGCAUGAUCAUCGGAGUGGGCACCACCGACUGGGCCAAGAAGAUGCGGGAUCUUGUCUUCAGCCUGGCGCCUUGGGACGCCGAAGACCACUGGGAGAUGUACACGGCCCUCACUUCCCUGAUAAACGACAUUGAUCCCGCAAUCGUUGUUCUCGACAACAUGCUGGCCCCGGCCACGGACCUCGCGGCACAUUCGGACCGACGGUUUCUCAGCCUUGUCCCGAACGGCCUUUUGGAGCUCAUUGUGGCUGAACAGCCUCGAGGCGCUGUGGCUUGGAAGUAUCCUGCAGCCUUCUCGGGAUAUCAGUUUCCGCUCUCUUGGAAACAGGUGGCCGCCAAUGUACUCCUCACGAUUCGCCUUGGGUAUGAUCUUGUAAACUCCCCUGUUCUCGCCGCCAAACGGGCCUUCCUUGUUGAGAAAGGGAUAGAGAAGCCCAUUGAGCUCACCUUCGUGAUCAAGGAUGUCCCUGUUAUUGCAUCGACAUUCAAGGAAGCCAACUUCCCCAUGGAAUUUUACCCACCAUAUCUCAAAUUUUGCGGUCACGUUGCCAUGAGCUCAAUUUCGGCUGCAGACCAAGACCCCGAGAUGGUUUCUUGGUUGGCACAAAGGCCUACGAUUCUAAUCAACUUGGGCAGUUUGUUCGCUUAUAAUCAGCGGAGGGCACAAGCUAUGGCCGAUGCUCUUGCGACGUUAUUGAAAGAGACGGACUUUCAAGUUCUGUGGAAGUUCAAGAAGCUUGGCGACUAUGGCGACGAAGUAUUCGCAGGUAUUCAAAAGGAUAUAGACAGCCGACGGAUCCGGAUCGAGACCUGGCUGGAGACAGAACCAGCCGCUCUUCUUGAGACAGGCCACAUAGUCCUGGAGGUGCACCAUGGUGGAGCCAACACUUAUCACGAAGCCAUACUCGCCGGUGUUCCACAGAUGAUUCUGCCCCUGUGGUUCGAUCUCUUCAACUUUGCCAACAUGGCUGAGUAUCUAGGUAUUGGCAUCUGGGCUGGCAGGAGCACCACUCCAGAAUGGGUCCCCGAGACGUUGGUGGAGGGCUUCCGUACUGCUUUGGUCGGUCCAUCGAGUGUUUCACUGAGAGAAAAGGCGCAAAAGCUUGGUGAGGUAGCGCGCCAGUAUGAUGGGAGGAAGAUUGCCGCUGACGAAAUAGCGAGACUGGCCGCCAUAGGCAAGGAGGCUACAGAGUGA